Bicyclus anynana (squinting bush brown) is the source of this 1077-nucleotide messenger RNA. RefSeq names its product thioredoxin, mitochondrial. NCBI's taxonomy places the organism in Eukaryota, Metazoa, Arthropoda, Insecta, Lepidoptera, Nymphalidae. The transcript has 2 exons. Gene Ontology annotation, molecular function: protein-disulfide reductase activity. The record is from RefSeq and is a predicted model, not a curated record. Bases 107 to 547 code for a protein of 146 amino acids. Gene Ontology annotation, cellular component: cytoplasm.
CAAUUUGACUUGUGAUUUUGAGCAAGAAAUCCUUGAAUUGAACUUUGAAGUUUGAGGAAAUUGCAUUUAAUUCGGUAAAUUUUCGCAGAUUUUUAGAAUUUUCAAAAUGUUAGGCCGAACUUUAUUAUUACGAAAUCCGUACUUCGCCAAGCCUUCCUUAAUCUUAAGAAACCUGACCGUCUCUUCACCAACCUACGAUAUAAUAAAAAUUCAAAGUACUGAUGACUUCAAAGCUAAAGUUAUCAAUAGUAAAACUCCUGUUGUUGUGGAUUUCUUUGCUACAUGGUGCAAUCCUUGCAAGCUGCUUACGCCGCGGCUAGAGUCCAUAAUCUCAGAGAGUAAGGGAAAAGUGAUUCUGGCCAAAGUGGAUAUUGAUGAACAAACAGACUUAGCUCUAGAUUACGAAGUUAGCUCUGUACCAGUACUAGUAGCCAUCAAGAAUGGUAAAGUACAACAAAGGUUGGUUGGAUUGCAAGACACAGACAAGUUACGGAAGUGGAUUACGCAGUUUACGUCUGAUGACUCUGAAGUCAAUGUCCACAAUUGAAUCUUAUUUUGCUGUUGGAAUAGAAGAGUAAUUUUAGAUACUCUAUAAAUGUAUAUAUAUAAUAUUUUUACUUGGGACUUUGACAUAUUCUCACAUUGUGUAGUUUCAAUUAGGUCAAACAAUAGAUAACAUUGAAAGUGAAUGAAGAUGACAUCUUGCUUUUAAUAAUUUAACACUGCAAUGUGUGAAUAUGUUAACCUAGGUAAUCCCAUCAGUCCAGGAAUUCAGCAGAAACCAAGGGCCGAGAAGUUAAGUAGUCACAUAGUCUUCACCUAAGUCUGUUGUGUGAAUAAGACAAAGCUGUAAAAUGUAUAAAUACAUAUCCUAACAAGGUUUUAACAUCUGUGCAGUUAGGACAUGUUGUAACUCCAGGUGUCUGGUGCAUUCCAAGUUCAAAGUUACAUCAUUGAAUAACCAAAAUUUGCAUUCUGCAAAAUAAUGCUUGCAUACAAUUUAUAAUUUUGUAAAAAUAAAUUAUUGUUCUUGUUAUAAUAUUUAUGUAGUUGAAAUAAAAUGAAAGUACAUAGUUG